CUUCAGACAUAAGCUUUGAAGCCCUAUCUCUACCUCUCUCCCCACUCUCAAUGGCUGUUCGGAGUGCGCUAGCUAAGCGCUUCUUCGACGGUUACAGAGCCGCCUCGCCGGCGGUGACCCGGGAGAACUCUCCGGCCCCCUUCCCCUCGGUUCGGGCCCCGACCUCCCCAGUUCCCGCCAAAACCGGCUUCCGCCGCGAGCUCCUGACCUCCCCGGAAUCCGCCGGCGGAGGAAUUCUCCGGCGGGCGCUGAACCAGUCCGCCGGAGCGCUGCCGGAGCUCCUAUCCCUCCCCACCGGCGACAGGCUGAGGGAGCAGCUCCGAGGCGACGGCCUCGCCGCAGAUCGCCGCCUGCCCGACGGGCUCUCGCCGCCGUCCUUGUCGGCGGCCAGGGGCGAGGCGCACGGGCUGACCGUUCGGGACGCGAGGAAGAUCCUGAGGCUUUAUCAGGUGGAGAAGGUGAAGGCGAAGCUGAGGGCGGUCUCCGAGAGCUCGAUUUCGUACGGCGAGUUCCUGAGGAUCUGCGUGGAGGAGUGCGGGGAGGAAGGUCGAGGGAUGGAGGUGGCGAAGACGAUGGACGAGUCUGGGAACGUCAUCGUCUUCGGGAGCGUGGUUCUUCUAAGCCCUGAACAGGUGGCCAAGUCUAUGGAGAGCCUGAUCUCCCGAUCCAUACCCGUCCCGAACGACCCGAGGCGAGAGGAGCUGCGGCGGAUGGAGACCCAAAAGGCGGCGAUCGACGCGAAGGCCCGGGGACAGGUCCGGGCCGAGCUCUACUGCGGGCUGGGCUUGACGACGGUCCAGACCAUCGCGUUCAUGAGGCUCACGUUCUGGGAGCUGAGCUGGGACGUGAUGGAGCCCAUUUGCUUCUUCGCCGCGUCUCUCCACUUCGCCGCCGCGUACGCCUUCUUCCUCAGGACGUCCCGCGAGCCAUCCUUCGAAGGUUUCUUCAGGCGCCGGUUCGAGACGAAGCAACGGAAGCUCUUCGAGGCCCACGACUUCGACGUCCGAAGGUAUCGCGAGCUCCGAGCGUUGUUCGGGCCUAAGACUUUGGGCAAAUAUUAGCCCAAUAGGUUACUGAAUUUGAUGAAUUCUAAGGCCCAAGAGUUUGAGAAUUGGAGAACUGGGUCACCCCAAAAAAUGAGCUGUACAGGGGAGGGAGGGUGUGUAGUUCCACAGUUUGCAAAUGGUCAGUGAACUGAUGGCCUAUGAUGGUAUGAUUAAAUUACUUUUGUUCAUGGUGUAAA
This is a messenger RNA of Syzygium oleosum, 1243 nucleotides long. Its product is annotated as calcium uniporter protein 4, mitochondrial-like. The transcript has 2 exons. Gene Ontology annotation, molecular function: uniporter activity; calcium channel activity. Lineage: Eukaryota; Viridiplantae; Streptophyta; Magnoliopsida; Myrtales; Myrtaceae. Gene Ontology annotation, cellular component: mitochondrial inner membrane; uniplex complex. The record is from RefSeq and is a predicted model, not a curated record. Bases 51 to 1061 code for a protein of 336 amino acids. Gene Ontology annotation, biological process: mitochondrial calcium ion homeostasis; calcium import into the mitochondrion.